GGGAACACAUCCGGGAACGGAGUUUGCCAGUCGAGCAUGGGGAACGAGAGCGAUUUUUUCACCCGGAGUGACGGGAACAAACGGCGGAUAACGGAUCAACUACGGUGCCGACAGCCAAUCAGCAAUGGCUUGGCACACCCCGCCCCUCCAGGUUGCUCCAGCUCUGACGCAGGCAGCGCAGCAGACACCCCGGAAACACUCGGCCAGGACCCAGCCGGCAACCAAGAUGGCGACGCCCGUAUUGCGGGCAUGCCGCGUGCCGGCUUUGCAGGCUCCCCCGGGAGUCCUGGCUUUUCGCGCCUAUCGUGCCCGGCCACCCCCGCACCGCCCGCCAAGGCCCUUCACCCCGGACCCUGCGGACCCGCUGACCCCGCGCUGGCAGCUGCAGCCCCGCUUUGCCGCUAAGCAGUUCGGGCGGUUUGGGGCCGCCUCUGGGGUGGCCCCAGGCUCACUGUGGCCCACGGUCCCGCAGCUCCGGGAGCUGGAGGCCGAGGAACGCGAGUGGCAGCCGAGCCUGCAAGCCAUGCAGGAGGCGCUGCGGGCCCGAGCAGAGGCCCAGGAACGAGAGCGCCGGGAGAGGGAGCAGCUUAUUGAGGCCAAAAUGGCCCAGAUGCCACAAAUGAUUGCGGCCUGGCGACAACAACAACAAGAACGCUGGGAGAAGGCUCAGGCUGAGAAGGCCCGGCGGGCAAGGCUGCAAGCAGAAGCACAGGAAAAGCUCGGCUACGACGUGGACCCUCGAAGCUCCCGAUUCCAGGAGCUGCUGCAAGAGCUGGAGAAGCAGGACCGGAAGCGUCUCAAGCAGCAGAAGAAGCAGCAGAAGGAGGCGGCAAGGAUGGCAGCCCUGCAGGCCUCUGCCGAGGCCACCAAGAGCCCUUAAGGGGCAGGGGGCCCAGGCAGAAAACCUUUCCAAUAAAGCUUAGUGCCCCGCA
Messenger RNA from Monodelphis domestica (gray short-tailed opossum), 932 nucleotides. RefSeq names its product GADD45G interacting protein 1 (gene GADD45GIP1). Lineage: Eukaryota; Metazoa; Chordata; Mammalia; Didelphimorphia; Didelphidae. Gene Ontology annotation, cellular component: nucleus; mitochondrion. The record is from RefSeq and is a predicted model, not a curated record.